Molecule: messenger RNA, 732 nt
Organism: Dipodomys ordii (Ord's kangaroo rat)
Lineage: Eukaryota; Metazoa; Chordata; Mammalia; Rodentia; Heteromyidae
Gene: Izumo1r
Product: IZUMO1 receptor, JUNO
Exons: 4
Coding region: 1-732 (243 amino acids)
Biological process (GO): cell adhesion; fusion of sperm to egg plasma membrane involved in single fertilization; sperm-egg recognition
Cellular component (GO): external side of plasma membrane
Molecular function (GO): signaling receptor activity
Source: RefSeq, a predicted model, not a curated record
AUGGCACAGUGGUGGCAGUUCCUGCUAGGGUUGUGGACAGUCAUGCCCACCUGGACUGCGGACAAACUGCUCGAUGUCUGCAUGAGCACCAAACAUCACAAGAGAGAGCCAGGCCCAGAAGACAAGCUCUAUAUGGAGUGCAUGCCGUGGCAGGACAAUGCCUGCUGCACCGCCUCCACAAGCUGGGAAGCCCACCUGGACGUGUCCCCCCUCCAUGACUUCACCCUGAUUCACUGUGGAUUGCUAACACCUCACUGCCGGAAGCACUUCUUUCGGGCCAUCUGCUUCUAUGAGUGUUCUCCUAACCUGGGGCCUUGGAUCCAGCCGAUGGACCCCAGUGGGCAGACAGAGCGGGUUUGGAAUGUGCCCCUGUGCAGGGAGGACUGCAAGCAGUGGUGGGAUGACUGCAGAUCCUCUUACACUUGCAAGUCCAACUGGCAUGGCGACUGGGACUGGAAUCGGGGGAGGAACAGCUGCCCUGCAGAGGCCCCCUGCCGCCCUUUCCCUGAAUAUUUCCCCACUCCAGCUGACCUGUGUGAGAAGAUUUGGAACAACUCCUUCAGGGCAAGCCCUAACCACAGGAACAGUGGACAGUGUCUGCAGAAGUGGUUUGAGCCUGGUCAGGGCAACCCCAAUGGGGCUGUAGCCCACAUCUUCGCUAGUCCUGGCCCUACCAGGAAACUCUCCUACACCCUCAUGGCCUUUUCCAUGUGCCUAUCCUUCCUCCCCUGA